CCCUGCGGCUUUCCUGCGGCUGCGGGUAGAAGAAGAAGAAGACAGAAGUUAGGCUGGUUGGGUCAGGCAAAGUCACUUUUCAGUGUGCGUUUGAUCAGAUGCCCGGCUGGAGCCAUGGGCCCUGUCCUCUGCGUGGUGCUGCCAUGGCUGUUGCUUAUUGGAGAGCUUCCGAGAAGCUGUGAAUCUUCCUAUCAGGACUCUGGGCCUAUCAUUUGGGACAUGAGCUACCAGUCCCAGGGCCCCGGCUACCAGUCCCAGGGCCCCGGCUACCAGUCCCAGGGCCCCGGCUACCAGUCCCAGGGCCCCGGCUACCAGUCCCAGGGCCCCGGCUACCAGUCCCAGGGCCCCGGCUACCUACAGCAUGUAUUGGGCUACCCACAGCCCAAUCUCCUUGGCUAUGCACCCGGUCUGCACCCCGAUUUCAUACAGUGGCAGCCCCGGCUCCAGGUGUAUUUGCCAGGGCCCCACACCCAGGUCCUACAGCCCCAGUUCCUGGGCUCCCUGCCCAAGCCACAGACUCACGCCCAGCACCAGGUGCCGCAGCAGCAACUCCCUGGCUACCUGUCCAAGCUUCAGCACCAGGUCCUGCAGCACCACUUCUUGGCCUAUCCACCCGAACCGCACCCUCAGGUCUCGAUGCCUCAGUUUCCGGGGUACCCGUCAGAGCUUGAGACACAGAUCCAGCAUCCCCAUGUCCCACAACCCCAGGGCCUGGAAUACACAUCCAGGCCACACCAGUUCCUGGACUAUCCACCCGGGCUGCAACCCCAUGUUGCGCAGACACAAUUCCCAGGCUCCCUGUCUAAGCAUCAGACUUUGGUCCAGGACCACCAGUUCCCUCCACCCCAGUUCCUAGGUUAUCCACCCGGGCCACAGCCCCAGGAGCUGCAGCAGCCCCAGGUCCUGGAAAACCUGUCAAGGGCUCAGAACCAAAUCCAGCAACAGGUUCUGGAGCACCAGUUCCCACAGCACCAGUUCCCCGACUAUCCACCUGGGAUCCUCCCGCCCCCCAACUUUCCCACAUAUCCCCCCGGGGCGAUGAACCAGUUCCUGGGAUACCCUAAUGAGCCUCGUCCCCAGGUCUUGCAGCACCAGUUAUCAGGCUACCAGGCCAGGCCACCUUCACAGGUCUCACAUUCCCAGGUCCCAGGUUACCCAUCCAAGCCUCAGCCCCAGGUCCCUCCACAACAAGUCCUUCAGCACCAGUCCAAGCCUCAGAUUCAGGUCCCGCAACCCCAGGUCCGGCAACACCAGUUCCAGGGCUCUCCACUUGGUCUACUCCCUCAGGUCCCGCUGCCCAAGUUCCUGGAAUAUCCCCCCACUGCAAUUAAACAGUUUCUGGGCUACCCUGCUGGUCCUCAGCCCCAGGUUUUGCAACCGCAGGUUCCGGGUUACCCGUCGAAGCCUCAGCCCCAACCCCAGGUCCAGGGUUACCCGUCGAAGCCUCUGCCCCAACCCCAGGUCCAGGGUUACCCGUCAAAGCCUCUGCCCCAACCCCAGGUCCAGGGUUACCCGUCGAAGCCUCUGCCCCAACCCCAGGUCCAGGGUUACCCGUCGAAGCCUCUGCCCCAACCCCAGGUCCAGGGUUACCCGUCGAAGCCUCUGCCCCAACCCCAGGUCCAGGGUUACCCGUCGAAGCCUCUGCCCCAACCCCAGGUCCAGGGUUACCCGUCGAAGCCUCUGCCCCCCGUCGCGGCCUACCCUUCUCAGCCUGAGCCUCAGCCCCCGGUCGCGGCCUACCCUUCUCAGCCUCACCAUCAGCUCCCGGGCCCGGCCCACCCUUCUCAGCCUCACCAUCAGCUCCCGGGCCCGGCCCACCCUUCUCAGCCUCACCAUCAGCUCCCGGGCCCGGCCCACCCUUCUAAGCCUCACCAUCAGCUCCCGGGCCCGGCCCACCCUUCUCAGCCUCACCAUCAGCUCCCGGGCCCGGCCCACCCUUCUAAGCCUCACCAUCAGCUCCCGGGCCCGGCCCACCCUUCUAAGCCUCCGCACCAGGUUCUGCAGCCCGAGGGCUACCAGUACAAGUCUCAGCCUCCGCACCAGUCCACAGACUACCCAUCUAAGCCUCAGCCCCAGUUCGCUACAAGUGGGAGCAAUCAAAAUAUUCGAAAUAAAGGACGAUCUUGCUCCAACUAAGGAGUCUGUGUGAAGGGAUAACUGCUUGGGUUUUCCUGGUCAUCAUGUUAACUGCUACUUACCAUAGCUGAUGGGCCUCAUUGACUUCAACUGGUAGCUGGUUAGAGAAAUAAAAUGCAAUAUGCACAAAUUUGUAGUUGAAUCAACUUAUUUACAAGAUGAAAGGGCUCCUUUGGGCCAAGGUCUUUGCAGCCUUUGGGAUGUUAAAACUUAAAUCUCAUGGGUUUAUUUUCUUAACCUUUAACACUAACAUGGAGCAGCUUGAGUGGGUCAUUGUUUCACUGAAGCAAAUUAUUUCAUUCUAUUUAUCCAAUUGACUGCAAAUGAUUAUUACGGACAUGACAACUUGGAAAGUACAAUAAAGUUUUUAAAUUGG
Messenger RNA from Gasterosteus aculeatus aculeatus (three-spined stickleback), 2512 nucleotides. RefSeq lists its product as uncharacterized. The record is from RefSeq and is a predicted model, not a curated record. Lineage: Eukaryota; Metazoa; Chordata; Actinopteri; Perciformes; Gasterosteidae.